Strongylus vulgaris is the source of this 552-nucleotide messenger RNA. The record is from the annotation of a GenBank genome assembly. Lineage: Eukaryota; Metazoa; Nematoda; Chromadorea; Rhabditida; Strongylidae.
AUGCGCUCCACUGUAACAAGCAGCGCGACAGAUUUUGCUGCCGAUUUUGGCCAUACUUGGAGUUUUAUGGACUUGCCUCAUUUUGACGUCAAACCUACAAUAGUACAAAAAGUUGUUGAUCCAUUUGUCGACCUUGGUCAUCUAGUAAUCUUGGAUCGUGACAAUAUUGAAGGAGACGUGUCGCAAAACCUUUUGUCUCGAGCUCGAAACAAUGCCCAGUACCUCUACAACAAAAUAUGGGAGUUGAAUCGAAAACAUGUAGAGGAGGCAGUCAUGGCCGAACUUCCUAAUUCGUCGUUCAUUUUACCGAGAGAAAAGAAGGUCUUUGAUGAAGCAACCAAAGAAUGGAAACCUAGUUAUGGCUACAGGCGAGGAAACGAUGAUACCAAGGAUUGGCUCAUUGAAAUUCCUGACAAUGCUGGUACGUUGACUUUGGGAAAUCCGCUUUUUUCAAUUCAUCAUGAAUCGUGUGCUUGUUUAGACCCAAAUAAGGAUUAUUUUGCUGAAAGAGUAGAAAAGAAGAAAGAGCGAGUAGCUAAAAAUGAAACGCAA